UUUUACCAUUUAGUCAUACCGGAAGUUUACAUGUACACGUCAACCGAGAAGUAAAUAAAAAUAAAACGAAAUUUUACAGAGCAUAGAUAUAUUUUCUUUCUUUCGAUGAGCAUAACGUUUCUAAGAAAGUGACUUUGACAACAACUGUACAGGAAAAAAUGACGAUUGUUUUGUCGUAUGGAUUGAUAUUUCUACUGUCGUCCUCCACUGCUUUUGGAGCUUUUGGAGGACAUGACAAAUACAAUGAUAGAAUGUUGUUAUCUGAAGUCUCAGCAUUAACACUUUACCAUGGUAAAAUGACAAAUGCUAGGAGGUCAUCACCUGUUCCACAGUUGAAAUGUGUAGGAGGUAGUGCUGGCUGCCAAGCAUUUGUUCCUCAAGUGGUACAGUGUUAUAAUCGAGGAGGGGAUGGCUAUGAUGUGCAGUGGGAAUGUAAGACAGAUAUGGACAAUGCUUACAGAUUUGGGAAGGUGGAGGUUGUAUGUGAAGGCUUUGACCAUCCAGAUGACCCAUACAUACUCAGAGGCUCAUGUGGGUUGGAAUAUACAUUAGACCUGACAAUGGAAGGACACAUGCAUAAAAAACAGAACAACCAUGAUUAUUAUGGUUCUCAUCACAAUAGCCAUCAGGAUGAUUACCACCAAAGACAUCAUCAAGGAUAUGGAAAGCGAUUCUCCUCCAUAUGUGGUGAUAUUAUAGUUCUGUGCAUAGUUGGAAUCAUAAUCUAUGCCAUAUACAGGACUUGUAUAGCUGAUGCAUCACAUGGUCAGUCAGGUGACCCAUCAUUCAGAUCACAUGACAGAGGAUCCAGACCACCACCUCCCCCAGGAUUUAGACAAGACUACAUGCCAAACAAUGGUGAUUCUUGUUCUGGUACUUACACUGGGAACCAACAAGGGACACACCAACAACAACAGCCACAAGGAGGUGGAUUCUGGACUGGAGCAUUUACUGGUGGCAUCCUGGGAUAUCUGAUGGGAAACAACAGAAAUCAUUAUGGCAGUCAUACGUAUGCUUCACCAUACAACCAGCCAUAUACAACCUACAACAGACCAGGGUGGGGGAGCUGGUUUGGUGGUGGUGGUAGAACAGGAGGAGGCUGGGGAGGUGGCAUGGGUGGUGGUGGCUGGGGUGGCAGAGGAGGAGGAUUAGGAGGUGGAGGUGGCAGCUCUAGUAGUGGAACCCGUACUGCCUCAGGUUUUGGAGGAACAAGGAGGAGAUAAACAUGUGUUGUGACAGAUGUUGUUGAUUGUGAUCAGUUGAAUGUGAAUGAGAUAUUGAUAACUGUGAGAAAUAUAUUGCAUAACUUAUGAUAUAUAUGAGUGUUAUUUAUGAAUUUUAUAAACUGAAGCUUUAUAAUGUUGUCUACAUUUUAACCAUAGCCAUCAGCAUGAAUUGGGCAACUUAUAUUCAGAAAUCUUUUAGUUCACCAUUGAUGUCUCUAUUAUUUAAUGAGGACACAAAGUAAGGUAUGUUUUUUUAUCAAACAUUUUCAUGGAAAUUAUUUGUUAAUUUUUUCAUGGAAAUUAUUUGAUAAUUUUUUCAUGGAAAACAUACAAUUUUUUUUAUAUUUUUAAAAAUUGUUUGCAAAGUGUAAAUAUCAUGAUGACUUUGAGAAAAGAUUGACUUGAAUGAGGUGAUGAUAUACAUCCAAUGGAAGAAUUGCUGUUUACUUGUACAAUAAUACUUUCAUCAAUAAAGGAAAGUUUUUAUGAUUAUCCUCAGAACAAUAUUUUAUCUGUGAUAAAGAAACUUUCACAAAUUUCUAAUAACCAGUAGAACUUUAUAACAGGUUAUCUUAUACUAAUUUGUUAGGUUCCAAAGGAUAACUUAUGAUUGAAACUUUUUAAGUUCCUAUUUAAAAUAAUAGAAUUUUCAAAAAUCAUAUUUAGAAAGUAGGUUUUCAAACAGAAAAUUAUUGUUAUAAAUUUGGGGAAUAACAGUGGUCAGACAGGCAGGAGACUCCAGCAAUUUCUAUGCAAUAACUUCAAAAUUGUUCUAUGCAUGUAUUUUUUCAAAAUUUUACAAUGUUGUGCAACUGAUGACAAAAAGGGAGGUCAAAGUUCUGCAGUCUACUGUCGAAUCAUACUUGUGUUGUUAAGUUAUUUCAGUCCUUGUUUUAUUUGGAAAUGACAUUUCAUGGCCCUUAAUUCCUCUAUAACAAUGACACAUACAAAUGUAAGUUGUAGAACAAGACUGUUUAAAUCAAGUACAAUUGAGGACCACGCCGGUAUGUUGUUAAGAAUUCUGUUAUAUUGUAAUCAGUGUCUGUAAAUUUAGUCUUGUGGUGACACACUGGUGUUUGAUUUCUUGCCUUGAAAUUGUUGGACAAAAUUGUGUUGUUGUACAGGGCCUAUAUUGCAUUUUACAGAAAUGGUUAGAGUAGCUUUUUUAUGUUGUGGAAUGUUAAUUUAUCUACAUUUCAUGUUUUCUUGACUUUUUUAUUUGAAAGUAAAGGUACAUUUACUGUACAAAAUAAAACUCUUUCAGUUAAGUUUAGAGAUUAAAAUAUAGCAGUAUAUGUUAGUGUAUUUAUGCAGAGACUGCAUUGAACAAACUUCAUUGAAAGAUAAACAAUAACUCAAUGCGUCAGCAAUAUAAUAAACUAAAACAAGAUAAAGAUGGCAUUUUGUCAUAUAAAAAUGAAGUGAUGAUUUUGUUUUGAUGUUUUAUCCAUCACAGUUGCCUGAGAACAUACAAUGAAGUCUUUUUUUUAAUUUUAUUAAUGCAAAGCAUAAUAUAUAAACCAGAAUAUAUGAUGUUAGGAUUGUCAUAUAGUGUACAUUCAAUAAUGUCAAGAAAGUAAAUUUAGCAGUUGUAAAUGUGAUGAUAUUGUUAUAUCUUUAAACAACAUUGUUAACUCCUGUAAAAUAGCUUUUUCAUUUUUUUCUGAUACAAUUGUUACCUUGUGCAAUUUAAUGUUGAAUAUAAUAAAUAUUUAUUUCUUU
Mytilus trossulus (common blue mussel) is the source of this 2948-nucleotide messenger RNA. RefSeq names its product store-operated calcium entry-associated regulatory factor-like. Gene Ontology annotation, biological process: regulation of store-operated calcium entry. The transcript is spliced from 8 exons. Lineage: Eukaryota; Metazoa; Mollusca; Bivalvia; Mytilida; Mytilidae. The record is from RefSeq and is a predicted model, not a curated record. Bases 159 to 1223 code for a protein of 354 amino acids. Gene Ontology annotation, cellular component: endoplasmic reticulum membrane.